Mesocestoides corti is the source of this 522-nucleotide messenger RNA. NCBI's taxonomy places the organism in Eukaryota, Metazoa, Platyhelminthes, Cestoda, Cyclophyllidea, Mesocestoididae. The record is from the annotation of a GenBank genome assembly.
AUGUCCAAAGAGGCGCCGCCCAUCAUGCGCAAACUGCUUAUUGGUCAGCUUAAAGACCUCCGGUAUGAAGCGGUUACCUCAAAGGAAGGAAAUUCAAUUCACAGUGUCCCGUUCACUCCAGGACGUCAACUCCUUUUCUCGUUAGUCUGGCUCCAAGGGCGCGUUCUUGGCACUGCUUCAGAAGCUUCGAUCUUGAGAUUCUUGUUGGACGAUGCCACGGGGUCUGUCUUGGUAACCAUCCAACCAGACACACAACCGCCGACGCCCGGGUCCUACGUCUCAGUUGUCGGUGAGGUAGAGCGGGUUUCCGGCACUACACCAGGUCCCUGUGGUGAUUUGACCCCUUCAAUAGUGUCCUGGCAAAUCUCUGCUCGGUCCGUUAUGUCGCUCUCUCAGGCAGACAAGUGCUUUUGUAAAGACGACGACGCCACAGGACAGCGCACCCCUUCCUCCGUGUACGCCGAACUGGCGUGGCCUCUAGAAGUCAUGGACAUGAGUCAAAACUUCUGGGCCCCUACUUAG